Capronia coronata CBS 617.96 is the source of this 1608-nucleotide messenger RNA. RefSeq lists its product as uncharacterized. The record is from RefSeq and is a predicted model, not a curated record. Lineage: Eukaryota; Fungi; Ascomycota; Eurotiomycetes; Chaetothyriales; Herpotrichiellaceae. Gene Ontology annotation, cellular component: membrane. Bases 1 to 1608 code for a protein of 535 amino acids. The transcript has 2 exons. Gene Ontology annotation, biological process: regulation of peptide transport.
AUGAUCGACACGCACACUUCGCUCCAGCCUUCUACCACUCGCGAGUUCAUUGAAAUGGACGACUCGAGUGUCGCAAGGCCGCCCUCGAGGCAGAGGCUGCUGGAGUCUCAAGAUCAGCCUCCGCAGGCGAAGCUUGUCGGCAUGGCCAGGCAUACCUUUGGGUUGAUUCUACUCCUGUGUGUCGUGUUUCUAUGGACUUUGUCCAACUUCCUGGGCAGUAGCAUCUUCGCCGACAACACGUACGCCAAACCGUUCUUCCUAACCUACCUCAACACCUCCAUGUUCAUGCUGGCCAUGAUCCCUACCCUUCUUCGGUCGGCAUAUAGAAACCGGAAAAAGCACAGCAACAGCAGCCUGUACAGAACCAUGCGUGCGGCGUUCUCCAACAAGGAAAGCUAUAGACCUCUGUACAAUGGCGGUAGCGGUAUGUUAGACUCGGAAGACGCAGAGACGGAAAGCUUCAUCGGACCAACAAAGUCCAUAACCGAUCGGGAGCCCGAAGUGGCCGAGAAGGACAAACAUCUUGGGAUUGCUGCAACGGCUCGCCUCUCGCUUGCGUUCUGCUUUCUUUGGUUCGGCGCCAAUUACUUUGCCAUGGCCUGUCUACAACACACGACCGUGGCAUCAACCACCAUCCUAACCUCGACGUCCAGUUUCUGGACCUUGCUCAUCGGCGCCUUCACAGGCACGGAGAAAUUCACGUGGCGGAAGUUCUGCGGUGUCCUGGGUUCGUUGGUCGGCAUCAUGCUCAUCUCCCGCGUCGACCUCACCAAGGGCGGCGAUGACGGAGUCCCCCUUCCCCCAGAUGACCAGUUCCCCGACAAACCGCCGUCGGAGCUUGCGUUGGGUGACGCCCUGGCUCUGCUGUCGGCGAUCAUCUACGGCGUGUAUACCAUCACUCUGAAACAAUCGACUAUCAAGGCACUACCACGCUCGCUCAACAUGCCACUGUUUUUCGGUCUGGUCGGAACGUUCAACUUGAUCUUGUUGUUCCCCAUGUUCCCGAUCCUCCACUAUACAGGCUUGGAGCGGUUUGAACUGCCACCCACGCAAUGGGUGUGGACGAUCUUGUUGACGAACAGCAUCAGCAGUCUGUUCAGCGACAUCUGCUGGGCGUACGCUAUGGUUCUGACCAGUCCGUUGCUGGUCACUGUUGGCUUGAGCCUGACCAUUCCCCUUAGUCUGAUCGGCGAGAUGGUUCUGCAGGGCCACUAUGAAGGCUGGCUCUACUGGGUCGGGGCGUUUGUCGUGGUCAGCAGUUUUGUAUUCGUCGAUCACGAGGAGAGAGAAGAGGAGGCGGGGGAUGCGAACGCACCAGCCCUUUCGUUGCCUGAUGAUGUCGAGAGCGGAGAUCACACGCUUGAUAUCGGCCGUGCUGAUACUGGUGGAGUCGCCAGCCCUGCCACCGCAAGUGAUGCAACCACGGUGACGGACUAUCCUAAAAGGCAAGGCGCUGCCGUCGGACAGUCCUCUGAAGGACAAAAAGUGCAAGGCCACAGAAGCCUCUGGGAUAGGCUCCGGUCCGGCGGCGGCAGCGGCGGCGGCGGAUGGGCAUCCAGCGAUGAUAACGAUGAUGAUGACUUCUUGGACAGUAGCGAUUCAGACUAA